This is a messenger RNA of Paramecium sonneborni, 205 nucleotides long. The record is from the annotation of a GenBank genome assembly. NCBI's taxonomy places the organism in Eukaryota, Ciliophora, Oligohymenophorea, Peniculida, Parameciidae.
AUGCAUUUAAGAUCUUCAUCUCAAGGUAUGAGUCCAUAAAUAGAGAUUCUGCAAUCUGAACGUACCUUACUAAACACACCAGUGACGCAGAGUACAUUAUUUAAGACAUUUACAGAAAUGCCGAAAGCGUACGAUAACAAAGUAGAUUUAGUAAGGAAUUCUCAAAAACAAUAUUGCGAAUACCAUCCCCAAGAGCUAGAUUGAU